This is a messenger RNA of Pelodiscus sinensis (Chinese soft-shelled turtle), 1414 nucleotides long. Lineage: Eukaryota; Metazoa; Chordata; Testudines; Trionychidae. The record is from RefSeq and is a predicted model, not a curated record.
GGGCAGGAAACAAGGAGCAGAGAGUAUGAAAAUAUCAAAGGGAAAAACAAGUAGGCAGACCUUAUGCAUAUAUUCUGAGCCAAAUUUUGCUCAGUUGCUCACAGAAGUAGUUACACUGAAGUCAGAGAGGAGGAAGAGGUGCAAACCAGGAGUGGAGGGUAAGGCCUUUGGCAGAAGAGGCAUGGCAGAGGUUUGGAGGGAUGGAAUAAACUUGGGAGUAAGUGGCUCCCAUUCUUGUGAUUUAACAACUUGAUCGCAUCUCCCUCCACCGGGAGGCAACAAUUUGUCACCUUUGUACAGUAUUAGGAUUUAGGCUUUAGGAAUAAAUAUAAUAGUUUUGCAUUAUGUUUUGACAGGUUUUUUUUUAAAUCCUCAUUUCUAUUUCUGUUUUAUUCAAAGUGAAGCUCUGAAUAAUACAGAAAUAAUGUAAAGGUUAGCUGUGUGUAGCUGGCCUUUAAAUUCUAUAAACUUGUGCAUAUGAUUAUGAAGAUCUUUAUUUUCAUACCAAACUCAACUCAAGCUUAAAAUUAACUUUACAUAUCUAUUAGUUUUAUCUGUAAUGGACACUUCUGAGCAUUCAGGCUAUAAAUUUUUCAUUUACUUCCCUGAAUUAAUUUGCUUCAGAACAAACAAAAAGCUAUUGAACUGAAAGAGGAAAUGCUUCCCUGCUAUCUUCUUAUCUCUGCUUUUAGCAUACUGGUGAAACAUAAUUCAUAAGUAUAAUGACAUAGGAGCUAUUUGGGUUUCAUUUAAAGGGGGAAGGACCUGCAUUAUUUUUUUUCCGAAAGGAUUAUGACAAUGUCAUUCAAUUUUACAGGACUUCUUACCAGAUUGCAAACUACAGCACCCACUGUACGGGCUUUAUCUAUGUCUCAUUCCUUGACUCAAAAAGUUCUAUGCUCUUUAUGGAAACUGGGGCGACUCAAUCAUGUAGCAAUUGCAGUUCCUGAUUUGGAGAAGGCUCAGUCUUUUUACAAGAAUGUUUUAGGAGCCCAAGUGAGUGAAACAGUUCCUCUUCCUGAACAUGGUGUCUACACUGUUUUUGUGGAGCUGGGAAAUACAAAGCUGGAGCUGCUGCACCCUCUAGGAGAGAAAAGUCCAAUUGCAGGUUUUCUGCAAAAAAACAAAGCUGGAGGAAUGCAUCAUAUCUGCAUUGAGGUUGAUGACAUAAAAGCAGCGAUGUCAGAACUGCAUGAAAAGAAGAUCCGAAUAUUGAGUGAAGAGCCGAAAAUAGGGGCGCAUGGCAAACCAGUGAUUUUUCUUCACCCUAAAGAUUGUGAUGGAGUCCUUGUAGAACUUGAACAAGCCUGAACUGCAAUCCUAAAAAAUGAAACUGUGAAUGAAUUGCAAACCUAAUGAGAUGGUGUUGGAAUUUGUAUUAUGCCUUUCACUGAGUAAAAGUCAUAGUACCUAA